Messenger RNA from Vespula vulgaris, 1081 nucleotides. Its product is annotated as magnesium-dependent phosphatase 1-like. The record is from RefSeq and is a predicted model, not a curated record. Lineage: Eukaryota; Metazoa; Arthropoda; Insecta; Hymenoptera; Vespidae. Gene Ontology annotation, molecular function: acid phosphatase activity. Bases 436 to 921 code for a protein of 161 amino acids. The transcript is spliced from 4 exons.
GUUUAUCAGAUUCGUGCCACGAAGUAAUUUUCGGCAAGCGGGUAUAUAAUGCUGCAGUAAAUAAAACAAAUAUAUUCAAUGUUUCUUUAUCAUCGAGAAUAUUCAUAUAAUUAUUAGAUUAAACUUUUUAUUCACUAUAAAAUCACUAUUGAUUCUCGAUUUUUUUUAAUAAUACUACGUGGCAAUGAGGACAUGAGUAACUGUGAUAAGUUAAUAUGUACACAUGUAGUCUUUUUUAAUAGCUACUUUUAUCUAUGAAUGAAUGCAUAUAAUUGACUCGAAUAUUCGUACAGUACUGCCAAUAUAAACGUAAUAUUAAUUAUUUGUUGUUCAAAGAUAUAUCAUUUUUUAUCAAGUUUAUUGAUUUAAUGAUUUUCAUAAAUUUUAAGUGAUUACAUAAAAUAUACCGAUUUUAUUAAAUAAAUUGAAAUAAAUAUGUCAGAAAAGAAACCAAAAAUAAUUGUUUUUGACUUAGAUUAUACGUUAUGGCCUUUUUGGGUUGAUACACAUGUAACACCUCCAUUUAUAAAACGGAAAAAAGAUGAAAUAGUGGAUGCACAUGGUCAGAUUAUACGUCAUUACAAAGAUGUACCUGAUAUACUAAACAAAUUAUCAGAGGAAGGAUAUGAACUUGGUGUAGCAUCACGUACUUCAGAAAUCAAAGGUGCUAAACAAUUGUUGAACUUACUAGAUUGGGAGAAAUAUUUUAAAUAUAAAGAGAUAUAUCCAGGUUCCAAAACAACUCAUUUUUCACAGAUUAAAAAAUUAUCUAAUGUUGAAUAUAAAGAUAUGAUGUUUUUUGAUGAUGAACAAAGAAACAUAUCUGAUUUAAAUAAAGUAGGAGUGUUGUCUAUAUUAGUUAAAAAUGGUAUGACACAUGAAGUUAUAGAUCAUGGAUUAAAAAAAUUUUCCAAAUUAUAAUCACUGUAUAUUUUGAAACAUCAUAUUGUAAAUAAUACUGUAUAUACAUAUUUUAAGCAGCAAUUUAUAUAUUAUGUAUAACUUCAUUCUUAUUGCUUAAAAUAUAUGAUAUAUGUUAAAUAUAUCAGUUUAAGAAAAUACAAUAAUAUAAAUUUUCUUU